CUGCACGCUGGUUUUUCUUUAGAAUGCAUGCCGUUUCUUUGAAGAGCACCGAAGUGAAAAUCCCUCAAAGAUCAAAUCAAAUAGUCCGUUGCCUACAAAAAGAAUAGCGCGAAUAGUGAGAGAUGGGGAAUACGGCCGUAAAGACAUCAAAAAAUGACAUAUUUGGAAUCUCGGGUCCUCCAGUUAAUACUCAUGACUGGAACGAUCCAGAUUACCAAAGGAAGGUCAUGGCCUGCUGCACCAUGGGUGUUUAUGUUCUGGAGCGUGAUCGCCAAAACAAUCGGCAAGGACCCCAAGCUCUUGCAGAGCCUUGGUGGAAAUCAUUCCAUUUUGAGCUGCAUACUGUGAUCAAGGACACAGACGGCAACAUCUUCGGAGUCAUACUUGAAUUCAACCCCCAGACCAAUCACAAGCAGUACUCACGGCAAGGUGCUCCAAGAUAUGUGAUUGCCUUCAGAGGCACCAUCCCCCAGUCCGACUCCUUAAUCCGAGACUUGAAGUUGGAUUUCAAUAUCAUCAUGAACGAACUUCACCUGUCCCCCUGCUUCCAUAUUGCAGUUCGAUGGGUUGAGCAGAUGGUGGCUACCAAGGAGAUUAUUUGGUUAACUGGUCAUUCUUUAGGGGCUUCAAUGGCAAUGCUCGCCGGGAAGAAGAUGGCCAAGAAUCAUGCAACUUAUCUUCCGGCUUUUCUGUUCAAUCCACCAUUUCCGUCAUUCCCAACCGAAAUGAUCAAGGAUAAGACUUUAAAGAACAAAGCUCGAAAGGUGAAAAGCAUCUUGAAAGCUCUACUUGCUAAGAUGGUGAAGCCUGAACCUGAAUCUCCAUUUGCUGCCUUGUUUCCAUGGAUGCCGCAUCUGUUUGUCAAUCCCGAGGAUCAUAUCUGCAUGGAGUAUAAAGGUUAUUUUGAGCAUAGAAAAGUAAUGGAGGAAUGUGGAAUGAAGAAGAUAGAGCAACAAGCAACCCAGUAUACGGUUGGAGGUCUGAUGCGGAGUGCAAUUGGGAAUGGAGCAGAACCCUUGCAUCUCAUUCCCUCUGCAAAUUUGUUUGUUAAUCUUUCACCUGUUGAAAAACCUCAUGCCAUUAAGCAGUGGUGGAUGCCCAACAUGCAGCUGCAGCGCACAGAAUAUCGCUACAAAUAACAGGCCAAGCAGCUGGAGCUGGAGCAGAAGACGAAACUGCAUUAAAAAGGGAAAAUGGAAAUUAUUGUACUAGAUUGGGGAUCAUGACCAGUACAACCCAGAGACAGAUUUUAAUUACUUAAAACAGACGUAUAAAAAUUGAUUUUACUUCUGUACUGUAGAUCUAAAACUGGUUUUACAGAUUUUGUUUUACUUCGAUAGACAUAAAA
This is a messenger RNA of Nelumbo nucifera (sacred lotus), 1348 nucleotides long. RefSeq names its product GDSL esterase/lipase At4g10955-like. Gene Ontology annotation, biological process: lipid metabolic process. Lineage: Eukaryota; Viridiplantae; Streptophyta; Magnoliopsida; Proteales; Nelumbonaceae. The record is from RefSeq and is a predicted model, not a curated record.